Molecule: messenger RNA, 1745 nt
Organism: Pistacia vera
Lineage: Eukaryota; Viridiplantae; Streptophyta; Magnoliopsida; Sapindales; Anacardiaceae
Product: dicarboxylate transporter 2.1, chloroplastic-like
Exons: 4
Coding region: 32-1732 (566 amino acids)
Biological process (GO): transmembrane transport
Cellular component (GO): membrane
Molecular function (GO): transmembrane transporter activity
Source: RefSeq, a predicted model, not a curated record
AUCUCUCUCUGAAACACGAACGCAGUUCACAAUGGAGAGCUUUGCCCUCCACUCUCUCUCAACCACCACUUCCUCCUUCUCUCUUACCUCUCGCUCCUCCCUUUUCCACCAUCCAUCUCCCAAACCCAUCUUCAAAUCCCCACCCUCCAUUUCCCCGUCUCCCGCCCUCCGAUCACUCUCCAUUCCCCUUCUCUUCACUUCCCUCUCCAAAUCCCACAACCGCAAUUCUUUAUCACACUUCACGCUCCACUCCUCUCAAAAUGACACGUCGUCUACUCUCCCCGCAACUCAAACGACACCCCCAUCUCCGCCACAAGGAGCAAAGAUCCUCCCUUUAAUUAUCUCAAUUUCAAUCGGUCUCAUUGUUCGUUUUGUAAUCCCCAAGCCGGUUGAAGUCAGCCCACAGGGCUGGCAACUCCUCUCAAUCUUUGUCUCCACAAUCGCGGGCCUUGUUUUGAGCCCGUUACCGGUAGGUGCGUGGGCGUUUCUGGGAUUAACGACGUCGAUAGUGACCAAAACGCUGACGUUUUCGACGGCAUUCAGUGCUUUCACCAAUGAGGUUAUAUGGUUGAUCGUGAUUUCGUUCUUUUUCGCACGUGGGUUUGUGAAGACGGGGUUGGGGGAUAGAAUAGCGACGUAUUUUGUGAAGUGGUUGGGGAAGAGUACAUUGGGAUUGUCGUAUGGACUGACUUUUAGUGAGGCGCUUAUUGCUCCGGCUAUGCCCAGUACAACAGCGAGAGCUGGGGGUGUUUUCUUGCCCAUUAUUAAGUCAUUGUCGUUGUCAGCUGGAAGUAAGCCCGGGGAUUCCUCUUCAAGGAAGCUCGGCUCCUAUCUUGUUCAGUCUCAGUUUCAGUCUGCUGGAAACUCUAGUGCUCUAUUCCUGACUGCUGCUGCUCAAAAUUUGCUGUGCCUCAAAUUGGCUGAGGAAAUUGGAGUGAUAAUUUCAAGUCCUUGGGUGUUUUGGUUUAAGGCUGCUAGUUUACCUGCUAUUGUUUGUCUUUUAGCCACUCCACUUGUCUUAUACAACCUCUAUCCUCCUGAAAUCAAAGACACACCAGAGGCCCCUGCUAUAGCUGCAAAGAAGCUGGAAAGUAUGGGCCCUGUCACAAGAAAUGAAUGGAUCAUGGUGGGGACAAUGCUUCUUGCAGUUUCUUUGUGGGUCGGUGGAGAUGCUCUAGGUAUACAAAGUGUUGUAGCUGCAAUGAUUGGUCUAUCAAUACUCCUUUUAUUGGGAGUCCUUAAUUGGGAUGAUUGCCUAAGUGAGAAAUCAGCAUGGGAUACCUUGGCCUGGUUUGCUGUUUUGGUAGGUAUGGCCAGCCAAUUGACGAAUCUCGGUGUAGUAACCUGGAUGUCUGACUGCGUGGCCAAGUGUCUUCAGUCUUUCUCUUUGAGCUGGCCAACUGCAUUUGGCGUACUUCAAGCAUCUUACUUUUUAAUCCACUACAUGUUUGCAAGUCAAACUGGUCAUGUGGGAGCAUUAUAUUCUGCAUUUCUCGCCAUGCACUUGGCAGCAGGUGUGCCAGGUGUGUUAGCAGCACUGGCUUUGGCUUAUAAUACAAAUCUUUUUGGUGCUUUAACGCAUUAUAGUAGUGGACAAGCUGCUGUGUACUAUGGAGCUGGUUACGUAGAUCUUCCUGACGUAUUCAAGAUGGGUUUCGUUAUGGCUGUCAUCAAUGCUCUCAUCUGGGGAGUAGUUGGAACUUGCUGGUGGAAAUUUUUGGGACUCUAUUAAUUCUGAACUACUU